AUGUCGACGCGGAACAUGAAGCUCCAGGCAUGGGCCGACGUCGUGCUGCGGCGUCACGGCGGCCGGUUCGCGACGCACCCUAUCUUCGCCUUCCUUGUCUUUAACAUGGGCGUGCGGUCUAAGAACCGCCAGGCCAGCAUGCUAGGCGUAGCGAGGAAGAACUUCGCAAGGGUCGAGGGCCUACUAAAGUCGUUAACGGCGCAGAGGCUCGAGGCGGCCAGGCCGAGCUCGAGGCCACAGGUACGGGUGCCGGCUAUCUGGUUCACGCUGAACCCGAACGACAUUACGAACCUAGUAAAGUUACGGCUAGCGGCGCACCGCGGCCGCGACCCCGACGAGGCCGAGGCCUUCCUAAGUGACCUAGGGACCGCGUAUAAGCGGACGCGGCUGGCCAUAUCGGACCCGAUGAGCUCGGCCGUCUUCUUCCACCGGGAGAUGACGCUCUUCUUCGAGCACUACGUCAACGUCGGGGAGGAGUCGGUGUUCGGCCACGUCGGCGCAUACUACGGGCGGGGCAACGCGGGCAUUGGCGACGCGCUCGCCGGCCCGGACGCGGAGGAGCAGGCGGCGUACCGGGAGCGCAUCGUCCGCUACGUAGAUAGCGUCUUCUCUGAGGAGCUAGACGCAGAAGGUUACUGUGCCAUGCAGGCAGAGCGGUCGGCCACGGCGGACAUAUCGUCGCGGCUCGACGACGUCGCGCGCUUCACGGACACCUUCGACGAGGAGGCCAACUUCUGCGCGGGCGCGACGCAGAUCCAUACGCAUAGCGCGACCUGCGUAAAAUACUCGCUCGGCGUGGGGGCGCGGAAGGGGGACCUCUGCCGGUUUAAGGCGCCGUGGAGGUUGGUGGAGAGGACGGCGCUGACGGCGGACGGGGUGCUCGAGAUCCGGCGGACGCAUAGCAUGGUGAACCGGUGGAACAGGGCGAUGGCAGUGGGGCUACGACACAACCACGACAUCUCGUUCAUCGCGACGCAGCGCAAGACCAUGGCCCUAAUCUACUAUAUUACUAACUAUGCGACGAAGGUAGAGGACCCGGUGUGGAAGCGUGUGGCCGCCGCGGCCGAGUUCCUUCCUGUGCUAGAGCCGACGGGAGAGGGCAACAGAAGUGGCGCCGACCGCGACGCCGGCCGGGAGGGCGGGGCCGAAGGGGUAGCGACGGCGGCGGACCCCGUAGGGGGAAAUAAGACGAGAACGUUCCUGCUUAAGGCGGCGAAUCGAGUCUUUACGGAGCGGCCGCUGUCGCAGGUCGAGGUGAUCGCGCACCUCCUAGGGUACCCGGCGGAGUUUAGCAGCGGCUCAGCGUGGGCGUAUAUAAACGCAAACCAGCUCUACUGGGCCGUCUUCCGCCGGUGGCGGCACCUCCGACGGGCGAGCGGCGCCGAGGCGACGGGCGACGCGCCGGACGAGACGGCGCUUAGGCGGCCGGGUUGCGGGGCGACUGUAUGCGUCGACGGAUACCUCAGCAAGGAGUUCAGCGAGGAAGACGACGAGUCGUGCCACCGGAGGGCGGCGGUGCAGCACCUGGCCCUAUUCGUGCCGUGGGAGUCCUUCCUCGGCGAGGAGGCAGGCGACAUUAACAACAUCUGGGCACGGGCGCGGACUCCUCCGGCGGUCGGCGGAGGACGCGAAGCGCGACGCCAGCAGUGGGCCGCCACGGCCGAGGAGGGCGGUAUGACGGCGCCGCAGGCCGACGACGAAGGCAGGGGCGGCCGAAGGGGGCGAGGAGGCAUACCGCGCCGGCGGGCGGGCGACGCGGCCCGGCUCAUCGACGUCGUCCGGAACGCCGCCAGCGCGGGACAAGUCACGGCGCAGUCAACGGAGCUGCUAGCGAUGACGCAGCAGCUCUGCCGGUUCCAGCAGUCGGCGCUCGGGUCGGCGGCCGAGCUCGCGGCGACGGUGGUGGCGGACGAGAGGGCAGGCAGGCGGGUGAACCUACCGGGCUCGGCGCUGUCGGGGCGGCACUGCCGCGGCAAGAAGAGGGAGCUGGCGGGCCAGCUCACGCUCAACGAGAAGCAGGCCAUCGCCCUCCUAAUCGUGUGCCGGCAACUCGACCGAAUCCGGCAGGGCGACGACGCAGGCGGCGACGGUGGUGGCCAGCUCUGCCUAUUCAUCGGCGGCGAGGGCGGCACCGGCAAGUCGCGCGUCAUCGAGGCGCUCGUCGAGCUGCUCGCCCGGAGGACCUAUCGAGCCGGGUACUGGUUACGGCGACGUCGGGGACGGCGGCAGCGCGGAUCAACGGCAUCACGCUGCACUCGGCCUGCGGCCUACGGUCGGCCAGGGCGGCCGGGCGGAGGGGCGACGAGGGACAUUGACGGCGUACGGCUGGCGGGCCAGGGCGAGCGCUUCGUCGACGGCCGGUCGCGGAUGGACUGGCAGGAGAAGGAGGUGCUGGUGAUCGACGAGGUCAGCAUGCUCGGGGCGCGGACGCUGCACGCCGCCAACGAGCAGCUCUGCCGGCUGCGGGGGUCGGCGCGGGACUUCGGCGGCAUCCCGGUAGUGAUCCUCUGCGGCGACUUCCACCAGUUCCGGCCGGUGCAGGAACGGUCGAUCCUGCUGCCGAGCGCGGCGGUGGCGUGGGACGAGGACGGGGCGUUCGCGGCCGAGCAGCGGCGGCAGCACGACAAGGCGCACGCGCUGUGGCGGCGCUUCACGACGGUCGUCAUGCUAGACGAGCAGAUGCGGGCCGCCGGCGACCCGGAGCUGCGGCGGCUGCUCGGGCGGAUCCGCCGGGGCGAGCAGGACCGGUCGGACCUAGAGCUGCUCAACUCGAGAUGCUACCGGCCGGGCAGGCGGAUCCCGUGGGAGACGGGCCUGACGGUGGUGACGCCGCUCAACCGGAACCGCUGGAACCUCAACCUAGAGGCGGCGCUCGCGUUCCGGGAGGGGCGGCGGACGGCGGCGCGCGUCUUCCUCUCCGAGCAUAAGUGGAGGGACGGCGUGCCGACGGAAGAGGAGGCGGUGCUAAUGCUAGGCCAGGGCGACGACAGCGCGACCCCGGUGCCGGCCGUCUUCCUCUUCGUGCCAGGCAUGCCGGUCGUCGUGAACCAGAACACGCACCAGGGGCUGAAGCUUGUGAACGGGGCCGGAUCACAGCGCAGCGGAAGCGGCCAUGGCAGCGCAACGACGUCAGCCAGGGGCCUGCCGUGCGCGGCGGCCUUCGCCUGCACCGACUAUAAGGUGCAGGGCGGGACGCUAGAGCGCGUGGCGCUGGAGCUGCGGGGGGCGAGGAUGACGACGGUCGAGGGGAGGGCGGUGCCGUCGUCGUGCGACCCGUAUAGCCUAUACGUGCAGCUGUCGCGGUGCCCGACGCUCGACGGCAUCAUGCUCGUAUCAGAGGUGCGGAGCGGGACCUAG
Molecule: messenger RNA, 3357 nt
Organism: Hirsutella rhossiliensis
Lineage: Eukaryota; Fungi; Ascomycota; Sordariomycetes; Hypocreales; Ophiocordycipitaceae
Product: PIF1-like helicase domain-containing protein
Exons: 9
Coding region: 1-3357 (1118 amino acids)
Biological process (GO): telomere maintenance; DNA repair
Molecular function (GO): DNA helicase activity
Source: RefSeq, a predicted model, not a curated record